This is a messenger RNA of Striga asiatica, 1248 nucleotides long. The record is from the annotation of a GenBank genome assembly. Lineage: Eukaryota; Viridiplantae; Streptophyta; Magnoliopsida; Lamiales; Orobanchaceae.
AUGGGUAUAUUCAACAUACAAACUCGGCCAAGAGAAAAUCAUGAGGUUCAGCAAAUUUACCUCUCGUUCUGGGAAAAACAAGCCCGAUUCACCAACACGUCCUCGAAAGCGGCUCGGAACAAAGGCGCCUCAGACCACGAAAAUCCCACUCUCAGAUGGUGCUCAAAUCACCAGAAAGAAGGCCCUCAGCCCGAGAAAUCUCCAAACGGCGGCUGGUCAAACACCCGGUCACUGCUCUGGCGGCUGAACGGCGUGACGGGCGGAAGUUGGCGGGCUGGUCAAACGUGGUCGGGGUUCGCUGGUGGUUCUACGGCGAUGGUUGACUGUCGGGGCGCGGCUGUUCACGACGGCGGCUCCCCCUGGACGGCUCGCGAGCGGUUUGCGCGUCUCCCGACAGAAAUUGGCUGCCCUCGGCGUCGGUCGAACGUGGCAGCGGCCCCACUUCGCUGGUCUCCGACGGCGUCGCCGGCGUGGCAUACGCGGCUGCCGCUCGUGGUCAGGGACGGCAGGGUUCUCGGUUGCUUGAGGAGGCGUCGUCGGAAUCGCUCAGCAGCACAAGGUCGUUUCAGUCGCGCGCUAAUCUCGCCGGAAGAGCUGAAGCUUCAGGUCGCCGGAAUUGUUGCUGGGCUGCGACGUAGGAAGGAUGAGGCUCGCUGUUGCUGCUCGUUUCCGCCGAGAAGGGAGAGAGACGAGGGGAAUUUUGAGCAACAAAAACUCGAAAGGUUAAAAAGGCUCAAACAAAAUUUCAUUUGCCACAGUACACCAUUAUUUAAGGAGCGGCUUGCUGCACUAGAAGAAUGUCGAGAUCUUGGACAAGGUUUUCAACUUGCAGAAAGAGACAUGGGCAUCAUAGGCUUUGGGAAUAUCUUCGGAGAGCAGCAAAUAGGGGAUGUUGGAAAUGUUGGGAUUGAUCUUUUCUUUGAAAUGCUUUUGAGAGUCUGUCCAUGUACUGCAGUUCGCUACAAUAUCCUUAAACUCCCUACACAGGUAGAUGAACACCGUUUAGUCUCCAUCCCUUACCAUUCAGUGCAGUUUGAUCUCGAUUUGAACCACCAUCUCCCUUCUGAAUACAUAAAUCAUCUAGAGAAUCCCUUGGAAAUAAUAAAUGAAGCUGAGAAUGCUGCUCAAAGAGACAUCUGGAAUCUAGUUCUCUUUACUGGGGAUCUGCGACGCCAUUAUGGAAAAGAGCCUUACUCCAUGGAAAUUCUAUUGAAGAAGCUAUAUAUAAGAAGAAUGGCGGCAGUUUAG